ACGUAUUUAUUUAUUUAUUAUCAUCACGAUAUCCAUUUCUACUUGUGUAUGAUAUUUACAUAUAUUCAUACUUAUUAUCUAGUGAAAGUAAUAGCGAAUGUCUGUUAUGUCAAACCUAUCUAAAUAUUAUGACCUGGACAAGGUCGUUUAGUUGCUCUAGUUGGACGGCAAACUGAUAUAAAAAUAUUGCACAGUAUGUCCUGAGUAUCAGUCACUGAUUGUACACAGAAGACAAAUCAACAAAAUGUUCUCUAAAAUCGUAGCUCUCUGUGGUUUGGUGGCGGUGUGCCAGGCAGGUCUGCUGCCCGCCCCCGUUCACUACUCCUCCGCCGCCGCUGUCUCCUCGCAGAACAUCGUGCGUCACGACCAGCCCGCCGUACACGCUGCCCCCGUAGCCUACCACGCUGCCCCCGCCGCGGUCGCUUACCAUGCUGCUCCUGCUGUAGCCUACCAUGCUGCCCCCGUCGUCGCCCGCGCUGAAGAGCUCACCCCAAAAUUACAACUACUCUGUGCUGAUCACACCGGUGACAACAAGUCCGCAGUUCGCGACGAUGUUGUGAAGGACUCUUACUUCCACGAAGCUGACGGCUCCAUCAGGACCGUGGAGUACUCCGCUGACGACCACCACGGUUUCCGCUGUGGUGCACAACACCGCCCUACCGCCGCCCCUGUGCUCGUGAAGGCCGCUCCGCGCCGUCGCGCCCGCCCACCAUUAAGAUACCUGACUGAAAAACGCAUGAAUAUUGUUUUCUACAAAACUAUGUUGAUAGUGUAA
Messenger RNA from Helicoverpa armigera (cotton bollworm), 775 nucleotides. Its product is annotated as cuticle protein 8. Lineage: Eukaryota; Metazoa; Arthropoda; Insecta; Lepidoptera; Noctuidae. The record is from RefSeq and is a predicted model, not a curated record. The transcript is spliced from 3 exons. The coding region runs from base 245 to 775 and encodes 176 amino acids.